Thermothielavioides terrestris NRRL 8126 is the source of this 2999-nucleotide messenger RNA. RefSeq lists its product as uncharacterized. The coding region runs from base 121 to 2556 and encodes 811 amino acids. Gene Ontology annotation, cellular component: MBF transcription complex; SBF transcription complex. Gene Ontology annotation, molecular function: transcription regulator activity; protein binding; DNA binding. Lineage: Eukaryota; Fungi; Ascomycota; Sordariomycetes; Sordariales; Chaetomiaceae. The transcript is spliced from 3 exons. The record is from RefSeq and is a predicted model, not a curated record.
UGAGAUCCUUUUCGUGCAGUCACGCGGUCGUACACUUCCUGGUCCCUUGAAACUCUCUGGUUCGACUGCUCCCCAACUCAUCCUGACUUGCUCCGUGUGCUUCGGAACCUGGUCGUAGCCAUGGCCGCCGACCACCCCUUGGCGGGGAUAUACAGCGCGACAUACAGCGGUAUCCCCGUCUACGAGUACCAGUUCGGGCCCGACCUGAAAGAACAUGUCAUGCGCCGUCGGGAGGAUAACUGGAUCAAUGCCACCCACAUCCUGAAAGCCGCCGGCUUUGACAAGCCCGCCCGGACGAGGAUCCUCGAGCGCGAGGUCCAGAAAGAGGCGCACAGGAAAAUCCAGGGUGGCUACGGGAAAUACCAAGGCACUUGGAUCUCCCUCGAGCAAGGCGAGGUGCUUGCCCGGCGGAACAACGUCUACGAACGGCUGCGGCCCAUCUUCGAGUUCGAGCCGGGCAAUGAGAGCCCUCCGCCCGCUCCCAGGCAUGCCAGCAGGCCGAAGGCCCCCAGGGCCCGGCCUGCUGUUCCAAAGUGGGGAAGUAAGUCGCAAGGCAGCCAGAACCACCUGCCACAUGCAACACCCUUCUCACACGGUCAUCACCAAGGCGCCGCCGUCCAAGAAGAGUACGACAACGCCGACAGCCAGAUGAACGAGGACGACACGCCCGACAAUCUGACCGUGGCCUCGGCCUCGUACAUGGCCGAGGACGACCGCUACGACAUGUCGCACUAUUCGACCGGCCACAGGAAACGGAAGCGGGAGGAGAUGCUGCAGGACUUGACCGAGCAGCAGCACGCCAUGUACGGAGACGAAUUACUGGACUACUUUUUACUCUCCCGAAACGAGCAGCCCGCCAUCCGCCCCGACCCGCCGACCAACUUCCAGCCAGACUGGCCCAUCGACACGGAGCGGCAUACCGCCUUGCACUGGGCCUCCGCUAUGGGCGACGUAGAGGUCAUUAGGCAGCUAAAGCGGUUUGGCGCGAACCUGGCCUCGCGGAACGUGCGAGGCGAGACUCCGUUCAUGCGGUCCGUCAACUUCACCAAUUGCUACGAGAAGCAGACGUUCCCGACCGUCAUGAAGGAACUCUUCAGUACCGUGGAUGAGCGGGACGACUCGGGCUGCACCGUCCUCCAUCAUGCCGCCAUCAUGAAGAGCGGGCGCGUCACCAGUCACUCAUGUUCGCGCUACUAUCUCGACAACAUCUUGAACAAGCUGCAGGAAACCCGCUCCGGGGACGAGUUUCAGCAGCUGCUCGAUGCCCAAGACCGCGACGGCAACACCGCCAUGCACUUAGCCGCCAUGCGGGACGCUCGCAAGUGCAUCCGCGCGCUGCUCGGUCGCGGCGCGUCCACCGACAUCCCCAACAACCAGGGCGUGAGAGCAGAGGACUUGAUCAGGGAGCUCAAUGCCUCAAAGAGCAAGACUGCCCGCGGCCCGCCACAGCGCUCAUCCAGCCCCUUCGCGCCCGACUCGCAACGGCACACGGCCUUCCGUGACGCCGUAGCCGAAUCUGAUAGCAGGCUCCCGGUGAGCUUCCGCAGCGAGGCCGCGAAUACAGUCCAUUCGCGCAUCACCCCGCUUGUGCUGCAGAGGCUCCAGGACCUCGCGCAGAGUUACGAGAACGAGCUCAAUGAGAAGGAAGAAGCUGAGAAAGAAGCGCGCCGGAUUCUCCUGAACAGCCAAGCCGAAUUGGCCAACCUGCGCACCGCCAUCGCCGAGCUCGAGUCGCGCGCCGAGGCCGACGAAACCGCUGCGAAGACGACCGCCGAAGCCGCCGAUAUCGCCAAGAAGGUGCUCGCGUAUUACACCCACCAGAACCGCAUCCUCAUACAGGAAGCCGUCAAAAACGAGCUCGCCGGCAACAUCAACGGUGACAGCAACAAGGGCGCCGCCACCGACAAGCACCAGGACCAGCCCAACGGCGAGACCUCCUCCGAAACGCAGAACGCCGCCGCCGCCUCAACCAACCCCUCUCCCGCACCCGCCGGCAACACAUCCCUCCGGUCCUCUGACCUCGAAGAAGACGACGACAGCCCGCAGGCGCGGCUACAACUCGCCACGGAGCUGCGCGCGCUCUUGCUGGACCAGCGCCGCGCCGAGCAGGCCUACGUCGACGCGCUCGGCGCCGUCGGCACCGGUGAUCGCAUCGAGCGGUACAUGCGCCUGCUGAAAUCGUGCCUGCCGCCCGAGGAGCACAGCAUGCUGGACCAGAACCUGGACGAGGUGAUCAAGAUGAUGGAGGACGAGGCGGAUGCCGAUACGGCUCUCGAUGGCGCGGCUGCCGCUGCCGCAGCGGCGGACCACGAAGAGCGCGACGGGUUGCCCCUGCCCAUGCCGGCGUCGCUGCCGCUGCCGGUCCCGAUGCCGGCGCCCGGCUCUUCUCACCACCAUGCGCGUGGCCACGCGCCAGGGUCGGUGAUGGAUGUGGAUGGCGGCGAUGAGAGGUCGGCGAGCUUGGACGGGCCGGUGCCCGGCCGCUCAGAUCUGCCGAUGGACAGGCCGCCCUUGCCUGCGACUGCCUCUGCCUCUUCUGCCUCUGCGACGAUGUAGGACAUCGGAGGCGCUGUGUGGCCGGUUGUCGGGAGCGUUGUGUUGCCGCGUGUCGGAGGCCCGAGCUUGCUGGGAGGGAGCGCGCCGUUGGCUUUGUCUGCGCCCACGUCUGCGUCUGCGUUUGCGUCUGCUUCUGCGCCUGCGGCUAGGCCUAUGUCUACUACGCCUGCGCCUUGGUCUGCGUCAGCGUUCACGCCUGUGUUUGGGUCUGCUUCGGCGUCCACGCCUGCGCCUUGGUCUGUUUCAGCGUUUACGCCUGCGUCUGCGUUUACGUCUGGGUUCAUGCCCGCUUCAGCGUCAACGCCUGCGCCUGGGUUUUCGUCUGGGUUUGCGUCUGGGUUUACAUCCGGGUUUACGCCCGCUUCAGCGUCGGCGCCUGCGCCUGCGCCUGGGUUCACGUCUGGGUCUACAUUUUGGUUUGCACCUGCAUCUGCGGCUGCGUC